AUGAACAGGCUGGCAUGCUACCGCACGGUGUUGUAUGGCCAAGUCGUGCCUGCUGAGCUUCCCAUCAAGCCCACCAUCAAAACGUGGAACCCUGUCGACUCUUGCCAUUCCGACACUGGCCUCAUCGUCGCCCAGCCUUCUGCUGUCCUCCAGCUUCCUUACGACACCAGCCUUUUCGCUGCCGGUACCCGUGAAGGCGAUUCCAGCGGCAAACGCGCGGGAGCUGUUUCUGACCCGAACACGAUCCACUACCUACAGUCACAUCGGCACAUCCGACCCAAACCGUCCGACAGCUUCGAUCCGCGCACUGGCGCCUUUGCCUCUGAUCGCAAGAUGCGCUUCACCUGCACCCACUGCGGGAAGGCCUACGCCCGCACAGAGCACCUCAAGCGUCACAUCCAGUCGACGCAUCAGUCGGACCGUGCCGACGAGGCACCGCGCAUCUACCCCUGCGAUGCACCAGGGUGUGAAAAGACAUUUCGCCGCAGCGACGUGCUCGCCAGGCACAAGCGGGGCCAUGCCUCGAGCGAGGAUGCAGCGCCCAAACCCACCAAAAGGAUCAAGCGCUCGUCCACGUCGUCUCCGUCCGAUUUCGCACAUCCCAGCACAUCCUCCCAAGCGUCGAUCCUCCGUUCGGCAGCGCAAAGGGUCAAUGACCCCUCCAAUUCGCACGAUGGACUGCACGGCAUGAUGGGCUAUCCUCACGCCGGUCCCUCCUUUUCACCGAGCCAUGCAUCCCGCCACUCUUUGAGCGAAGCUUCCCCCACCAGGCCCACUCCGCCAGAAGCGACAAACGCAGUGCAAUCUCUCGUCGGAACACUUCCGAACCAUGUCCACUCGGCAGGCGCCUACGCUCACUCGCACGCCAGCGCGCUUCCCACGCAGCCAAUGGUGGAUGACUCCUUCCGUCCGCAGCACGCCGGUCAGCCGCUCACAACCAGGGCUCUUCAGGAACAGCAACAACUCGCCAGCCUCGAGUACUCUCUAUCGCGAUCCGCAGGCGCACACACAAACGCAAACGCAAACGGCAACGGCAACGUAAGCACCAAUGGCUCGGAUGCGCUCCCAGUUCGCAAUCACGCCGAGACCAACUUCGCCAUUCAAGCAUUUCCGGGCAUGCCGAGCGCAUAUUCCGACUUUCCUGCCUCGCCUCGCUCGAAUCUCGCACCCGCUCGCCCCCGGGCACCGGCCGAUUUCGGCUUUUCCUUCGACGAGUGGGAUCCUCAUCUCUUUGAUCAGCCGCAGAACGGCGGAGACGCAGCUGGCAUUCAGCGCCUCGGUUGGGACUCGCUCAACUACAAGAAUCUCACCGGCCUCGACUGGAUCUUUGACGAUGGCGCCGCCAGUUUGACAGACGCUUCCGUCUUUUCGGGCGUGCUGCCCUCCUCUUUCGACGACGAGCUCGCCGCGCUCGAAGACUUCGGGCCCCGACCGCCCGAUUCCCUCUCGCGCGCCACCGAAAAGAUAUUCGAGAGAGCCAAGGGUCCAGAGGGCGCCUCCGAUCCAUUCGAGUCGCUCAACCUCAUCAACCUCGCCAACACAGCCAUCGACCAAGCCAGCGGCGGCAACAACAACCCUGCUCUUGCCAACGGCGGACGUACCGCGCGUAACCCGGACGAUGACGGAGAAUGGCCGCAAGACUACCGUCCCACGCGACGGCAGCCACCAACGUUCGACAUCUCCGACUUGAUCCUCGCCGUCGAGAUGGACGACGAGGCACAAGACGACAUCGCAUCAAGAAACGCAAGGACCAGCGAGCCCUAUUCGGAACCUGUCUCCAGCAGACACAUCCCCUUCGUCCUGAUCGAAGAAUCCUUGGAGGACAGCGCCGAUGGACGUCGCACAACAAGCCGCAACUCGCCAAUCCUAAAGGCAGCUCCCACCAAGUCGUUUGGAUUAACCGGAAAGAUCACCGAAACUGCCCGCCAACACCUGCUCGAAUACAUCCGUCACUCGUGCAAGCAUCCGUGGUCAGUCUAUUCUUUCAACGGCAACGCCGACAGAUUCCUCACCUGCUCCGAGAUCGAGAUCCUCGUCUCGCUCUACUUCCGCAAGGUGCAUCCAUAUACGCCCAUCCUGCAUCAGCCUUCCUUCGAUCCAGAGACCACCAGUCCUGUGCUCCUCCUCAUCAUGGUGACCAAAGGCCUCGUCUUUUACGUGUCCGAGAUGCAAGCCCGCGGUGCCCGUAGCGCGAGCCUCGCACGGCUUCAGAAGCGCGCCAGCAUCCUUGCUCCCGCCUUGUCCGAGCUCACCCGCAUCGGUACCAUGAGCGCCUACGAGGCCGACCAGCGCGGAUUCCAGGACAUUGUCAUCAAUUCGGCCUGGCUACUUCAGCAACAAUUCGGUAUCGGGGCGGGUAACAAGCGUCUCUACAAGCUGGCAGAGCGCAAUCGUGGCGGCAUCAUGACGGCCAUCCGCCGCAUCGGACUGCUCAACAUGUCCACCAUUCGCCUCGACACCACCGACCAGCCGCUGGACACGAUCGAUGAUCAGAAGCUCGAACGGAAAUGGCGCGCCUGGAUCGAGCGCGAAAGUCGCAUCCGCCUAGGCUGGUGCGUCUUUCUGUACGAUCAACUGUACAGCCUCUACAUGGACAUCUCGCCCGUCCUCCUCUACACCGAGAUCACCUCGCCUUUCCCCUGCGACGAGCAGCUCUGGAACGCACGCUCGGCACGGGAGUGGUACUCGCGCAUCCCGCAGCACUCUCAGGCCACACCCAAAACCUCGUUUAUCGAUGCGCUCAGGAAGCUACUCGAUCCACCGCGGCACGAAGACAUCCCCCUUCGCCUCAACCGUUUUGAGGCCUACAUUCUUGCCGUCACCCUCUACCGCAUUCGCUGGGACACUAGCAAGCGUUCAGUUCUUUUUGGCAUGGAGGCUUUCGCUCACGCCGAAGAGGUCACGCUGGGCGAGAACCACGUGGUGGAUGCAGCUUCAGGCACCGUGGCCAUCGACGCCGCUGCUGCAAAUGCGCUCCAAGGCCUCGCCGAAGCAGCAGCGUCUGCCACACUCUCGCUCACUUCCAACAGUCCCGCAAAACGGUCCAAACCGUCUGCCAAUCCUCCCAGUCUGGCUCUGAGCGUCGACGUCCAGCUUCUGCGAUUGCUCUCCAGGAUGCACUUUAGCGGUCCACCCGCCUUCUUUGACCGUCUCAAAGACGCUGCGGGAAGAGCCGGAAAUGCUAGGCGGGCCGAUGCCGUGAUCGAACUGAAGCGCUGGGUGGCAGAUCCUAAGAAUCACGUUGCGAUGCGUCAGAUGCUGCUAGCUUCCGCACAGGUGUACGACCUCAUCCGCACCUCGUUGGACGCAACCGCAGCCAAUUCGAACGUCAUGGUGCUGCAGAGCCAUGUCGGCAUUGUCGGUCUCUUCCACUCGGCACUCAUCGUGUGGGCGUACGUCAAAUUCGGUCCCAUUGUCCAGCGCAAGCUCUCCGUGCAUGGCUCUCUGGGACAUGCUGUGAACGCAGAGGGCCCGACAUCGACUCUGAACGGCAAGGGCGAUGAGGUGAUUCGGGCGAGCAAAUCCCAGCUGGAAUCGCUGCCCUAUCUCUCGCCAGCCGCACUGCGGCUCGUCGAAGAGGCCGGAUUCAUAGAUCUGAUCGCAGCGAGCGGGGAGGCGACCAAGAGCGCCGACGGCACCGAAGACUGGCAAGAGCGCGCGAGCGACAGCACCAACGAGUCCGGCUCGCUCUCAGUGGGGACUUGUGCGUCGGACUCGAGCACAAUCUCGCGUGUUGUGGAAGCCUGGUCGCUCGGCGCAUAUCGAUCCACAGUCGACGGCAAGCCUCGUCGCUGGUCCGCAGCCAACAGCCUCGUGGUCCGCAUCGCGGGCAUUGGCGAGCUCAAGUGUAGCGACGGAAAGGGCAUCAAUAGGCAAGGUAUGCCCAACGGAGGCGCUAGCACGCACCAGACAGCCUCGCGGAACUCGUACGACGAAGACUUGCGAGAGCGAUCGUCGGAAGAAGUGGGCGAGAGGCGCAAUGUUGACAAGGCGAUCUCUUCCAUGCGAACUGUCCCGCCGCAGAUGAACGGCGCGUUGACGCCACGCGGGCACGAGGGUCUACCACCAGGCACGCCCACCGUCGUUCUGGAUGAAGGGAGCGAAAUGAAGACGUCGCGCAUCCUCAUCCGCUUUGCAGCGCUGCUUCGCAAGCUCGACUGGGGUCUGGCUGCGUCGUUCCGAACGAUUCUCAUCCACAUGGCGCGCCACGAAGCGCGCGCGGUCGAGGCUGCCGAGGCGCUGCAAGAGGCUAGCGGCGAGUCGAGACAAAUGGCCAGCUGA
Messenger RNA from Moesziomyces antarcticus, 4281 nucleotides. RefSeq lists its product as uncharacterized. NCBI's taxonomy places the organism in Eukaryota, Fungi, Basidiomycota, Ustilaginomycetes, Ustilaginales, Ustilaginaceae. Gene Ontology annotation, biological process: DNA-templated transcription; regulation of transcription by RNA polymerase II. The coding region runs from base 1 to 4281 and encodes 1426 amino acids. Gene Ontology annotation, cellular component: chromatin. Gene Ontology annotation, molecular function: DNA-binding transcription factor activity, RNA polymerase II-specific; RNA polymerase II cis-regulatory region sequence-specific DNA binding; zinc ion binding. The transcript is spliced from 2 exons. The record is from RefSeq and is a predicted model, not a curated record.